AUGGGAAUGAAGACGGUACCAUCUCCCGAAGAUAUAUUUCUCAUUCGAAAUAUGAUUAAAUCGGAGAAUAAGACCAAAUUCAUAAUGGAUAUGCAUCGAAAACUGGUUGAAAUGAAUCUGCUAAAGGCUCAUGAGAUGAGAAAUGAAACAACAUGUGAUGAUUAUGUGGACCAACAUCCAGAUCUUACAAAUGAGCCUUUUGUUAUGAUAAUCUUUGCUACAUUAUAUAUUCAUAUAUUUGUUCUUGGCUUAAUAGGAAACUUUGCAAUCUUAUUAUUAACAUUUCGUCAUCGUCAACUGCAGACUGUUCAGAAUAUUUUUAUAUCAAACUUGGCCAUCAGUGAUAUUCUCGUCUGCUUAACAUCACUACCAAUCACUCCUAUAACCAGCGUAUAUAAAACAUGGUUUUUUGCUUCACCAGUCUGCAAAUUAUUGCCUUUAGUUCAGGGUGCUUCCAUAUUCGUCUCAACAUUCUCACAUUCGGCUAUUGCUUAUGAUAGAUAUAAUCUCGUUGUUCGUCCUCAUAAACAUCCUGUUAAUACGAGAGGAGCUUCUAUAGUUUCAUUAUGCUUAUGGAUAGCCAGCGUUAUCGUGUGCAUGCCAUAUGGAUGGUACAUGGAGGUAGUUGAAAUACGAGGAUUAUGUGGAGAAUAUUGCACAGAGAAAUGGCCGCUACCUGAAGUUAGAAAGUCAUAUGCCAUAUUAGUACUUCUUAUGCAAUUCUUAUUUCCUUUCGCUACCAUGGCUGUCUGUUAUUACAAAUUAUUCAGUCGAUUACGUGAAAGAGCUGAAUCAAAAUUGAAAAAAAUAUCAGAAAGAACACAGCUGCUUGAGAAUGCAACAACCAGUAAUACACCUGGGCCACAUAGUACAGCUUCAAGUACAAGCAACUCAAACAUUCCUGAUGAUAGCGGUGAACAUCGUAAUUCUGUAUGUGAAUUUGAGAAAAAUCAAAAGAUGACAGUAUUAGCUCAACAACGUCGUACCACAAUGAUAUUGGUAUCGAUGGUUCUCUUAUUCGGUGUUUGCUGGCUACCACAUAAUGUCAUUGGCUUAAUGAUUGAAUAUGAUGAAGCCUACUUUCAUUAUGAUCAUAUGGAUCAUACUUAUAUAGUAUCUAUGACAGCCCAUUUCAUUGCCAUGUUAACGAAUGUUGUCAAUCCUAUACUCUACGCAUGGUUAAAUCCAUGUUUCAAAGAAAUUUUGCUUAAAAGUCUCAAACGACGACGUGGACAUCCGGAAGUCACAAAAAAUGCCAAAAAUACAAUUAUUCGGAUAAAACAACCUGUAACAACACAUGAAAGAUCUUUUUAA
Molecule: messenger RNA, 1314 nt
Organism: Auanema sp. JU1783
Lineage: Eukaryota; Metazoa; Nematoda; Chromadorea; Rhabditida; Rhabditidae
Source: the annotation of a GenBank genome assembly